CGAGCCGGUCAGUACUUGACACUGCAAUGUGCAAUCCCUCUCUCUUUUUCUGUUUCUCCCCUUGCAGAGUUACGCCGGUUAGAUCUUUUUAAGAGUUUCGGUCUGCGUAUUAGAGCUGGAACCUGUUGGAUCAAUAGUUGCUGGACUUGGAUCUGUUUUAGUGAAUAACAUCCCUAAAAACCGAAAAUGGCAACACUUGCUGAUUCUUUCUUAGCAGAUCUUGAUGAAUUAUCUGAUAAUGAAGCCAAUCUACUUGAUGAAGAUGUUGGUGAUGCUGGAGACAUGGAAGAGGAUAUUGAUGGUGAUUUGGCAGAUAUAGAAUCUCUUAACUAUGAUGAUUUGGAUAGUGUUUCAAAGCUGCAAAAGACACAGCGUUAUAACGAUAUCAUGCAGAAAGUUGAGGAUGCACUUCAGAAGGAGACUGAUGUUUCCAACCAAGGCAUGGUGUUGGAGGAUGAUCCUGAAUAUCAGUUGAUAGUUGAUUGCAAUGCUUUGUCGGUUGACAUUGAGAACGAAAUCAUUAUCAUCCACAAUUUUAUUCGAGACAAAUAUCGCUUAAAGUUUCCAGAACUUGAAUCUCUUGUUCAUCAUCCAAUUGAUUAUGCUCGGGUUGUAAAGAAGAUUGGGAAUGAAAUGGAUUUAACUCUUGUUGAUCUGGAGGGACUUUUACCCUCAGCUAUCAUUAUGGUUGUUUCUGUUACAGCAUCAACUACUAGUGGCAAGCCACUGUCUGAGGAGAAUCUUAAAAAGACAAUUGAUGCAUGUGAUCGAGCUCUUACUCUUGAUUCAGCUAAGAAGAAGGUCCUUGAUUUUGUUGAGAGUAGGAUGGGGUAUAUUGCACCAAAUCUUUCUGCUAUUGUUGGAAGUGCAGUUGCAGCAAAACUGAUGGGGACUGCUGGUGGUCUGUCAGCAUUAGCUAAGAUGCCAGCUUGUAAUGUUCAGCUUCUUGGUGCCAAGAAAAAGAAUCUGGCAGGUUUUUCAACUGCAACUUCCCAAUUUCGUGUAGGCUAUCUUGAACAAACAGAGAUUUUUCAAAGUACACCACCUUCUUUGAGGAUGCGUGCUUGCCGACUUUUGGCUGCAAAGUCAACACUUGCUGCACGAGUAGAUUCAACAAGAGGUGAUCCAACAGGGAAGACUGGAAGGACCUUGCGGGAAGAAAUCCGUAAGAAGAUUGAAAAGUGGCAAGAACCACCUCCUGCAAAGCAACCGAAACCACUUCCAGUUCCAGAUUCUGACCCUAAAAAGAAGAGAGGCGGUCGUCGGCUCAGGAAGAUGAAGGAGAGAUAUGCAAUGACAGAUCUGAGAAAACUGGCUAAUAGGAUGCAGUUCGGAGUUCCAGAAGAGAGCUCUUUAGGGGAUGGUCUGGGUGAAGGGUAUGGCAUGCUUGGGCAGGCUGGAAGUGGGAAGUUGCGUGUAGCUGUUGGUCAGAGCAAGCUAGCAGCCAAAGUUGCUAAGAAGUUCAAGGAAAAAAACUAUGGAAGCAGUGGUGCUACCUCAGGAUUGACUUCAAGUUUGGCAUUUACACCCGUGCAGGGAAUUGAACUUACAAAUCCACAGGCUCAUGCAAAUCAACUGGGAAGUGGAACUCAAAGUACCUACUUCUCUGAAAUAGGAACAUUCUCAAAGAUCAAGCGCACUUGAAUCAUCAUGAGGCAGUGCUUAUGUCACUCCUAAUUAAAGUACACCCAGUCUUGUGACUCUUUUUACUUAAAGUAAGUGAAAUUUAAGGGAACAAAGUAAAUUACCAAAUGAACCUUGUUAAACUGAUUCUUCUGACUUAUUUUUUGUAUAUCAGCUUCCUAUUCAAUGGAAGUUACGACUGCAGGACUUGGCUAUGCAGAUUAUCAGCAAAAAAAUGACACUUCGUUGAAUAUUCAUUUGAAGGUAGCCUGAAACCAUCGAUUUCUUAUAUAUGGUAUCAAUAGAUUCAAUACU
Molecule: messenger RNA, 1938 nt
Organism: Nelumbo nucifera (sacred lotus)
Lineage: Eukaryota; Viridiplantae; Streptophyta; Magnoliopsida; Proteales; Nelumbonaceae
Product: pre-mRNA processing ribonucleoprotein binding region-containing protein
Biological process (GO): spliceosomal tri-snRNP complex assembly; mRNA splicing, via spliceosome
Cellular component (GO): precatalytic spliceosome; U4/U6 x U5 tri-snRNP complex; U4 snRNP
Source: RefSeq, a predicted model, not a curated record